GGAGCUCAGGAGGCCAGAGAGCAACAAUCUGGAAGACGAAGGCACUGAAGAAGUUGCAACCUUGAUUGGCAUCUUUACCACCAAUCAUUAAAUGGAACAUAGUUCAACACGUGGAGCGACAAACUUGGGGAUUUGACAUUAUCCAUACAAAAAAAGUCCAACUGAGGGAAGGCCGAGAUGAUCCACAACACACUCAAGUCCCCCCAGGAGGAGGAAGAGGAGGAGGACGAGGUGCAAAGUCCCAUCCGCACGCAUUCGGCAGCGCAGAGGCGGCUGUGGAGGUACUCGGGCUACAGGGGCACCAGACGGCCCGAGACUCAGCGGCGAAGUGUGUGCGUGCUCUCGGCAGACUUGAACGGGACGACGGGAGGAGGAGGAGGGGGCGUGAUGCACACCAUUCACGGGCUGUGUCACCUCUGCAUCGGAUGUAGGCUUCCACAGGUGACCAUCCUUCGAGGAAAGGAUGGAUACGGAUUCACCAUCUGCUCGGAUUCGCCUGUGAGGGUGCAGGCUGUUGAUCCAGGAGGCCCCGCGGACCAAGCGGGUCUGCAGCAGCUGGAUACGCUUCUGCAGCUCGACGGUCAGCCCGUGGAGCAGUGGAAAUGUGCCGACUUGGCCCAUGCCAUCAGAAACAGCGCAAAUGAGAUCACGGUGGUGGUGUGGCGCAGCGGCCCCUCAGCCAAGGCCAACUUCGAGGGUCUCAUCCACCGACCCUCCUACAAGCCGUCCACCUCCAACUAUGAGAAACCCUCGCCGCCCGCCCGCCAGCGCGCCCCAGACUUGGGCAUCGGUCGAACCCCGCCGGCCGUGCCGCCGCUCCCGGCUCACCACCGCACCGCCGCCGCCCGCAGGCUGCUGGUCAACGGCUGCGACGGCAUCGCGGGCGGCACCGGGGGCUUAGGGGUGGACACCCUGAGGUGGGGCGCCCAGGGCGGCUCGGCCGAGGAGCUGGACGGCAAGCCGCGGCACCUCCAGCACCCUCACACCGCCACUCUGAAGGGAACCAGGGUAAAGGCGUCCAACGGGGACAACUACAUCAUCCUGGCCCCCUUCAAUCCCGGAAGCCAGAUCUUGAGGCCGGUUUAUCAGGACAAUCAGGGAACGUUUGCCAGCCGUUUGUAUCCCACGCGGCAGGCCUCUGGUGCUCAGAACCAGGCCGCCGGCUCCGGUGGGGGUGUCGGAACCUUUUCGCCCGGUUCAAGUGGGGGCGGUCCUUUCUCCGGCCGCACUGGCUUUCUGCGUCGCUCCAACAAUGGCAAGACGGCAAAAAACACCCCCACCGGUACCGGCGUGCCCAACUACCCGCAGCAGAGUGCCAACUUUGCCAACUACCAGAAUUGCACCAUCGUCCGUUCUCACGUCCCUCAUGGUAACUAUGGAUAUGUCUCUAUGGCGCCCAAGAUCCUCAUCUUCCCCAUCUUUGUUCAGCCUCUGGACGUGUGCAGUCGAGCUCUCAUCAUAACAGAGGAGAUGAUUUUACAUGAGAGCAAGCAUCACUCCCUCAAGGUUACAGUGUUCGUCUACACGGACUUGAUGUUGGUCACGAGAGAAGACGAGCCCGGCAAGUGUAAUGUCCUCCAGAGUCCUUUGUACCUGCGACACCUGCGACUACAGGACGAUUACACUGAAGAACUCCGAUUCUACCUUAUUCACAUGACCGAAAAUUGCGACUGCCUGCUCAGCCUGGAAGCGUACUCGUCUGAGCAGAAGCAUCGCGUGUGCCAGUGCCUCAAGGACAACAUCGACAAGCAGCUCGAGCUUCAGAGGAGGGAGCCCGCCGUUCAGCAUUUUGACCAGAUGUUGGAGCCAAAGGUGGACGUGCCCUCUUGCGAGCUCGGCGGAGUCGGGGGGGAUCGAGGUGGCGUGUGCCUCCACCUACCGCCCCGCAGUUCUGAAGGGGAGGAGAGCAGUCUGUAUCCGUCCAGCCCCUCCGAACCCUUGACCCUGAGCAGCCCUCACCCCUCGGAGCCCCUCAGCCCUCUGAAUGAGGUCUACCUUCCCCUCGGUAGCCUGGGCGGGUCUGAGGAGCGCCACAAGGUGCCCCCCACGCCUCCGCCUUCCACCGAAGGCGAGGACUGGAAGAGCAUGGACGGACACGAGAUGGAGAUCUGGAGAGAGGACAACCGCAGAGAGGAAGAGUAUGAAGAAGAGGAUGGUGCGAGCAGGAAGAGCGAUUUGGAGGAGGGAGUCGAGCGAGAGGAAGAGGAGGUUCACCUCCACCUGCUGGUGUCAAAUGCGGACGGGGACAACGCCUCCGAGCCGCCCGACACCAACGCCCCCCCUUCGUCCUCCUCAUCCUCAUUCGUCAUCCCUGAGCUGCGCCUGGACCGCUCCUUCAGCGCGGAUGCGCUCUCUUCGCCCAACACCGACGAAGAAGAAUACGACGAGGAAGAGGAGGAGGACGAGGACGAGGAUUCCGAGGAGGACGACAGCGACGAUGCCUACCUGCAGCGCAGCGACAGCAAGCGGCGCUCCAUGGUGGAGGGCGCCACCUGCGAGAAGCACGGCGGGGGGGGCCUCAGCGUGCAGAACUCGCUGCGCCGGCGCACCCACAGCGAGGGCAGCCUGCUGCAGGACCCGCGCACGCCCUGCUUCACCUCGGACAACGCCAUCAACUGCCUGGAGGCGGGCGGCACGCGCCACAAGGGCGGCUGGACGCUGCCCUCGCCCAAGACCCUGAAGAAAGAGCUGACCAAGAAUGGAGGCUCCGUGCAUCAGCUCUGCAUGCUCUUCUCUGGGAGGAAGCUCAGCUCCGGAUCCUCCUGCAGCUGCGAGGUCGGCCCCGACGGCACCAAGACGAAAAAGUCCAAGAACCUGGCCAAAGACAUGAAGAACCGCUUGGCUUUCCUACGGCGGAGGAACGAAUCUCCGGGAAGCAACCCAGCCGGAAAGUUGGACAAAACCAUGAAGUCAGUCAAGCCCACCCCGGAGGAUGCGCUCAAGUGGGGGGACUCCCUUGACAAGCUGCUGGCACACAAAUAUGGUCUGGCAGCCUUCAGAGCAUUCUUGCGCACCGAGUUCAGCGAGGAGAAUCUGGAAUUUUGGCUGGCGUGCGAGGAGUACAAAAAGAUUAAGUCGCAGUCCAAGAUGGCCUCAAAAGCAAAGAAGAUCUUUGCAGAAUACAUCGCCAUCCAGUCUUGUAAAGAGGUGAACCUGGACUCGUACACUCGGGAUCACACAAAGGACAACCUGCAGAAUGUGACGCGCUCCUGCUUUGAGCUGGCGCAAAGGCGGAUAUAUGGGCUAAUGGAGAAAGACUCAUACCCUCGCUUCCUGCGCUCAGAACUCUACUUGGACUUGAUCAACCAAAAAAAGGCCAGCUCCACUUCGACGUCCUCUUCAUCAUAAGAGGCUAAAAGGUUCUCCCCAGAGGAGAGAGCGUGUUUGGGAUGCCAAGUUUCUUCCUCUCUCUUGCCUUUUUAUUUUUUAAUGUUUUGUCUGUCAUCCUGUUUGCUAUAACUUCUCAUUUGUUUUUAGUGGUUGCAGGAAAGCUAAUGGCACUGCAAAGGAAUGUAGUUUACUCAUGGAGCAGAUGGACUGUUUGCUAAAAAUAUGAAAUGAGAAAGCCUCUAAUUGAGAGCAGAAGCUGGGUGCUUGUCAGAUCACUGUCUUUGUAAGAAAUGUUUUGGUCCAGUUGAACUGAAAAAUUAGGACAGGGUUCGGAAAAAGCCCAGACACAAAGACAGUCCGGUACUGUUUGUCAGUCUUUUUAUUUUCAUGUACCUUUUGUUUCCUCAACAACGUCCAUGGUGAAACCACUUCCGAACUGUUGGCACGACAAAAGCGGCCCGUCUUCGUUUCCUCAAUGUCUAGAAGAGAUCUGUAGCUCUGCUUCACAAUCAUCUACGCCCCUUCUGAAAGACUGUGACAAAGAUGGACAAAGAAUACACAUGCAUGGACUUAUUUAAGACUUGAAAAGUCGUAUUGACGGCAAGAAAAAAAGGACUCGCAGCGAGAGAAGUCCAACAGCAUUUUCCUUCAAACACAUAAACGUAGCUGAUAAACGAGGAAGCAUCUCUCAGGACAUGGUUUCAGUUUUUCCGACCGCCGUUUUUGUUUCCAGGCUUCCCAACUUGCACUCUCUUACUUAUACUGAGCAAUACACAACAUGUCGCUUGGAAUACUUUUCACUUCGCCUAUUUAUUUAGAGUAAAAGGAUUACAGGCUGGACACCUCCAGAAGCACUCGGCUCAAAGCUUUCCUCUUAACCACCAAACAGGUCCAAUGCUGUCCUGAAUCUAAGUGCAAUAUUUUUACUUUUAAUGUUUUAUUAUUAUUAUUAUUAUUGGUUUUGUGUGUUUAUUUAGAUUUUUUUCUUUCUUUUUUUUCUUUUUUUUUUUAGGCGGGGCGGUCAAGCGUCUUUAGCUCUCUAUUAACUUUAUUUGUUAGGAAAGGAAAGUUAGAGCUCUAAGUUUGACUUAACAGCGAAACUUUCAACAAACCUAUAAGUAGUUUCAUGGAUUUAAAGCGAGAAAUUAUUUUAACUGUGCGUUUGCCCCCCGGCAGCGGGCCGCCGGGAACAUUAUGGUUGUGCAUAUAAUUCUUUAAGAAACUAUGUGAUAAAAGAAGCAAAAAAAUUAAGCGACUGUAUGUUCCCACUGGCUGUGAAGGUGGGAUUCAGCUGUAUUUAUGUAAAUAUAAGAGACUCCAAAACUAUAAGAUGACGUAAUGUUGACGAAUAACAAAAUAGGUGACGAGCAAGAACAGGGCACUAUUGUGGCUCUUUUUCUCUCUCUCUCUCUCUCUCUCUCUCUCUCUCUCUCUCUCAUGGUCAUACAUAAUAACAGUGUUUGUUAGGAGUUUUCUGAAUGCAUUUGAUCAUUUUCACUGUUUACAAGUCAAAAUGCAUCUCCUGUGAUAGCAAGUAAAAACAGUACAUUGCAUCUGGUGUCAAUGCUAAUGAUAAAUAAAACGAUCAGCUG
Messenger RNA from Phycodurus eques (leafy seadragon), 4922 nucleotides. RefSeq names its product regulator of G protein signaling 3a (gene rgs3a). Gene Ontology annotation, biological process: signal transduction. Lineage: Eukaryota; Metazoa; Chordata; Actinopteri; Syngnathiformes; Syngnathidae. The transcript has 16 exons. The record is from RefSeq and is a predicted model, not a curated record. Gene Ontology annotation, molecular function: protein binding. The coding region runs from base 178 to 3348 and encodes 1056 amino acids. Gene Ontology annotation, cellular component: nucleus; plasma membrane.